AUGGACAGCUCGGAGAGUUUCAGGACAUACGGUUUCGAGGAGGAAAAGACCUUUGUCCAGACAGUAGUCAACUACUUCACACUCGGAGAAAACGACACAAGAGUCGGUGUUGUCACGUUUAGCGAUCGUGAUAGGCAGAACACACGCGUGACGCUGAAUGAACAUUACACCAGAGUUGAGCUUUUAACUGAGAUUCGCGACAUUCCUUACGACAGAGGUCAUACUUACACUGGACUCGGUCUCGAUCACGUGCGUAAUAACUCCUUUCUGGAAGUAAACGGCCGGCGGAAUAAUACUCUCGAUUUCUUGAUCGUAAUUACCGACGAUGAGUCCGAGGAUGACAUCGUCCGACCGGCACAGCUGAUACGUCAGAUGGGCAUCACCGUGUUUGUUGUGGGAGUUGGCCAGGAAAGUGACAUUUCACAACCUACUCUAGAGACUAUUGCUGGUGACCCAAGCAGGGUGUUCAGGCUGACGGACCAUGACCAGCUUGUUGAUGCAAUCCAUCCCAGGUCUAUAAGGGAGAACAUUUGCAACGCUAGUAACCUGUGCGAUCCACCCCCAUGUCACAACGACGCCACCUGCCGAGUAUUGGGGAGAACCUACACGUGCACGUGUAACGUUGGGUUCGUCGGGAACGGUUUCACCUGCACAGUUGUACAGUGUGCUGUUCUGACUGCACCAGCGAACGGUGCGCUGUCUACAAACAGACGUCAGUACCAGGAUCAGGUCACCUUCACCUGUAACACCGGGUACAACUUGGUCGGCCAAACCAGACUUACAUGUCUUGCGAAUGCGAGGUGUCCGAUGUUGACGGCCCCAGCUAACGGUGUGCGGACGCCCCCUACCGGAUCGAACUCCUACCAGGACGUGAUAAGGUCCACAUGUAACUCUGGAUACGUACGGAACGGCGCUUUUGAUACGACAUGCCAAGCCGACGGAACAUGGAGCAACCCUGUUCCAACGUGCGAACGAAGACAAUGUCCGGAUUUGACGGCCCCAACUAACGGAGCGCUGAGUCCUCCAGCACCGCACAACUACCCUGCCACGGUUACGUUCACCUGUAACACGGGAUACGUACGGAACGGCGCUGAAACUACGACGUGCCAAGCUGACGGAUCAUGGAGCAACCCUACCCCAACAUGCAUACCCGGGCAAUGUUCAACUUUGACGGCCCCAACUAACGGAGCGCUGAGUCCUCUCGGAGCGACGUCCCUCGGGAAUACAGUAACGUUCACCUGUAACUCGGGAUACCUACUGUACGGCGCAACUACAUCGACGUGCCAGGCUGGGGGAACAUGGAGUAAUCCUGUUCCAACAUGCACACCCGUAUCAUGCCCGGCGUUGACGGCCCCAACUAACGGAGCGCUGAAUCCCCCUGCUGGACCGUACGUCUACCAAAACCAGGUUACGGUCACCUGUAACUUGGGAUACGAUCUGGACGGAGUCUCUCCUGUGACGUGCCAAGCUGACGGAACUUGGAGCAACCCUGUUGGAGCAUGCAGACGCAGAUGUCCCGCCUUGACAGCCCCAACUAACGGAGUACGGACACCCUCUACAGGAUCGAACUCCUUUGGGAAUACAGUAACGUUCACAUGUAACACGGGAUACGUACGGAACGGCGCUGCUGCCGUGACGUGCCAAGCUGACGGAACAUGGAGUAACCCUGUACCAACAUGCACACCCAGACCAUGUCAAGCAUUGACGGCCCCAACUAACGGAGCGCUGAGUCCUGCCGCUCCACACAACUUUCCCACCACGGUUCGGUUCACUUGUGACUCGGGAUACGUACGGAACGGCGCUGAAACUACGGUGUGCCAAACUGACGGAUCAUGGAGCAACCCUACUGCAACAUGCACACGCGGACAAUGUUCGACGUUGACGGCCCCAACUAACGGAGCGCUGAGUCCUCUCGGAGCGACCUCCUUCGGGAAUACAGUAACGUUCACCUGUAACCCGGGAUACGUACGGAACGGCGCUGAAACCUCCACGUGCCAAACUGACGGAACAUGGAGCAACCCAGUUCCAACUUGCACACCCAGACAAUGUCCAAGGUUGACGGCCCCAUCUAAUGGAACGCUGAGUCCACCCGGACCAUACUCCUACACGAACACGGUAACAGUUACUUGUCAAGCGGGAUACCAACUGAACGGAGUCUCUCCUGUGACGUGUCAAGCUGACGGAACUUGGAGCAACCCUAUUGGAACAUGCACAGCGAGACAAUGUCCUUUGUUGACGGCCCCAUCUAACGGAGCGCUGAGUCCUAUUGGAUCACACGUCUACCCGAACCAGGUUACAAUCACUUGUAACUCGGGAUACCAACUGAACGGAGUCUCUCCUCUGACGUGCCAAAUUGACGGAACUUGGAGCGACCCUGUUGGAACAUGCACAGCCAGACAAUGUCCACCGUUGACGGCCCCAACUAACGGAGCGAUGAGUCCUCUCGCACCGCACAACUACCCUGAUACGAUUACGUUCACCUGUAACACCGGAUUCGUACGGAACGGCGCUCAAACUACGACGUGCCAAGCUGACGGAACAUGGAGCAACCCUACUCCAACAUGCACACAAAUUGACUUCUGUAGUCCCAAUCCGUGUAAAAAUGGAGGAACUUGUAUCGAUCGGGACAGUAGCUUCCAAUGCGCAUGUCCGGCUGGCUAUGAAGGAGAUACGUGUCAAACAGAAAGGCCCCUUUUUGGCGUCACAGCCGUGAUAGGUAUCGCAGUCGGCAGUCUUGUCGGCGGACUGCUACUAGUGGGCGCUGUUACACUACUGAUUCUGCGCUGCCGGAAAGCGAGGAACCAAGAACAUCAUACAGCGGAGACAGUUUACGAAGACGUCCGCACACUGCCAGGCAGGGCGGUGUCUCAGCGAUCCGGAACCGGAAGUGACGUCUACUACUCCUAUCCCAUGGCACCCCUGCCCGUGCCUCCACUUCCGGUACAACCUAGCGGUCAUUACCAGGAGCUGAGGCCAGCGGUGUACCAGAGUCUACAAACGCACCAGCGUACAACACCCCAACCCCAGAACUCAACCGGAGAUAGAAGCGCCUUCACUAUCUCUCAUGAUUUUUCAACAUAGUUGCUUACAAAUUUUAUUUUAUUGGACUUUAUUGGAUUCUUUGUCCAAGAUAUACAAAAGGGGGUGUCUUGUCUAUCCACAUUAAGUUCCAAUCUAUAAACCUUCAUAUUUGUAACAUUUAAAGUUAAGUUAAAACACUACAAAAAUUCUUAAAUGUGUCUAAAGGCAUUUUCCAGGAAUGUAACAUAGGUU
Branchiostoma floridae (Florida lancelet) is the source of this 3273-nucleotide messenger RNA. Its product is annotated as P-selectin-like. Bases 1 to 3081 code for a protein of 1026 amino acids. Gene Ontology annotation, biological process: leukocyte tethering or rolling; heterophilic cell-cell adhesion; response to cytokine. Gene Ontology annotation, cellular component: external side of plasma membrane. NCBI's taxonomy places the organism in Eukaryota, Metazoa, Chordata, Leptocardii, Amphioxiformes, Branchiostomatidae. The transcript is spliced from 16 exons. The record is from RefSeq and is a predicted model, not a curated record. Gene Ontology annotation, molecular function: calcium ion binding; sialic acid binding; oligosaccharide binding.